AUGAACUAAUACCAAAAACUACUCUAAAAUAUGUCACUUAUAACAUUGUAUCUACAAAGUCCAAAAGAAAUGAAAUAAUUCAUUGAUGUAAAAUUAAGAGGUAAACAAACUUUAAGAAAUAGAGUUCAACGCUGGAUAUAAUUCAAGCAACAACUCACCAGAUUUAACCUAUUAUUAAUAAAGUUUGUAAGAAUUUUGGUCCAACCAUCAUCAAAAUAUAGAGCUAAUUUAAAGCAAUUAGAAUCAAGAGAGACUCAAGAGUAUAGAUAUAAAUUUCUAUCAAAUUCAAAAUUUUUCAGAUUUCAAGUCUGAAUUUGAGCUUACAUUAAUGCAUUUGUAGACCUAUUAGUAAUAAUGUAUAUUAAGAGAAAAUACCUAAAAGAAUUAUAUUGAAGUUUUUUUAGAGAAGAAAAAAUUAUAAGAACAAUUAGAGUAAUAAAUUAAAUCAGAAAAGCUUUUAGUAUAAGAUAAUUAGAAUCUAUAAUAAUAAAUUAGCAAACUCAAAAGUGAAAUCUAGGAUCUUAAAAAUCAAAUCAAUAAUAAUUAACUCUUUUUUAAAGAAACUCAAGAAUUGAGGUAGAGUAAAGUAGAAAUAGUAAAAUUAUAAUAAGAGAAUUAAUCAUUAUAGAAUUAAAUUCAUAAAUUAUAUGAUGUAAAUUAUUUAGAUUAAAUUUAGCAAAUGGAACUUGAUAAAUAACAUGUUUUAUAAAAUUAAGUUAUAUAAUUGGAAUAAUAAAUGAAAAUUUAAGGAGAUUAAUUAGCUUAAGCAAAUGCUGAAAUUAAAAAAUAUACAAAUGAAAUUUAAUAAUUAUAAAUGAGAAAUUUUAAAAUAAACAACUGUAAUUUUGAAUAAUUAGGAAUAAGAUGUAUACCUAUAUUCAAUGGUGUACCCACCUAUUUUUAUAGUAUAAUGUAUUUAUUGGAAUUGAUGACUCCUUUGAAUAAAAUUUUAGUGGUUAAUGAAAAAGUAAGUCUAAUUAUAUAUCAAUUUAUAAAUUAUAUUAGAAAAGAAAAUGAUUAAAUUUAAUCUUCAACAGCAAUUUAAUUAUAAGAAUUAAUCAAAAUUUAGAAUUAAAAUGAUAAUAAAGCAAAUGAUUUUUUAUUUUAGAUUAUUGAUCAUUUAACAAAAGUAAUAAUUAAAAAUGAAUAAUAAAAAUCAUAAAUUGCAACCAUUAUUCAAACUUAAGAUUCACCAAUUUUUGAUAUGUUUUUCUUUUUAUAACGAUCAUUUCCAAUUAAUAUGGAAAGUAUAAUUUUAAAUAAAUUAAUUAGUUUUACCUAAUGAAGUGCCACUCAUUAAUAGUAUCAAAUAUGUAAGAUAUUUUGAGAAUCUAAUUACACCAUAAGGUGAAUUUUCAAAAUAUUUAAAUGAUUUGAUUAAAUUGGAAGGUCAAGAAAAUAAAAUUGAUGAAAAUGAUGCAGAUUUCAAUUUUAUUAUAUUUCCUUAAUUUUUGAUUUUCAAUACUUCUGAACUAUCAUUUUAAUAAGCAGAUAUGAAGAUAUCUUUAAAUAUUCAAAGUACAUCUUUAAAUCCAGAAUAAACAGAUUUUUAAUAUUAAUUAAUUAGUAUCAUACACUGUAAUAAUGAGGAUAAUUAAUUAAAUUAUAUGAUAACUUUAUGUAAAAAUAAAACUUGGGUAUAAAUUAAAUAGGAAAAUGUCUAUAAGGUUGAUAUUAAUACAAUAUUGACAUUCUAAUAACCCCAUAAUAACAAGGAAUUAUUAAUAUAUGAGAAGAUAAGUUUAUGA
Paramecium pentaurelia is the source of this 1748-nucleotide messenger RNA. The record is from the annotation of a GenBank genome assembly. Lineage: Eukaryota; Ciliophora; Oligohymenophorea; Peniculida; Parameciidae.